Molecule: messenger RNA, 1320 nt
Organism: Nematocida ausubeli
Lineage: Eukaryota; Fungi; Microsporidia
Exons: 1
Coding region: 1-1320 (439 amino acids)
Biological process (GO): transmembrane transport
Molecular function (GO): transmembrane transporter activity
Source: RefSeq, a predicted model, not a curated record
AUGUUGCAAAUACACAACUCAAAGAUAGUCAGCAGCAACAGAUUCACAGACACAAAGAUGGCUAUGCUAGCCAUAGCAUCCGCACUAAUAUUUAUUACAUUCUGUCUAAUUAGUCCAAUCCCAGGCCCCAUUAAAAAUAUAUACAAAUUAGACACAGAUAACUUUAAACUAGAAAUGUUCGGGCUAGCAUUAAUUUUAUUAGGGGUAUAUAUUAUACCCUUAUUCGUAAUUGUCUUAUAUAAUAUAUUUCCCACUGCAAUGAUCUAUAUUAAUUGCGCAAUUUCCCUAAUUAUGGCCGCAGCUUCCGUUAUGUUGUCAAUUUCAGUAAAUAACCUGGGUAGCGCCUUUUCAGCCCUACUGCUCUUCAUGGCAAUGGUAUUCUUUGUAUACAGAAUCAUUAAGGCCCGUAGGAUUGUCAGGAAAUUAAUUAAAAUUGCAACGAACAUAAUACUACUAAACAUACAAGCGUACACUGCAGCAUGUAUAUCAUGCAUACUUACAACAGCAAUAUGUGUAUACACAGCUACACUACUACUUUCAUAUUGUUUUACACCACAAGGAUCCAAUGAAAUGAUACUUAUUAAGGUGUUGUAUGCUAUUAUGUCUUGUGUACUAAUGGUAAUAUACGUUGGUAAUUGCAUCGUUGUAUUUUAUGCUAAAGUAGCGCACCAGCACAUGCUAAACCUGGCAAACCCAAAAGAGUACACUAGAAAUACCUUAGUAGCAGGCGUAACUAGGGUUAUUUUGUCAACUGGUACUAUUUUUAUUGCAUCCCUGUUGAAGUUUGUCAUAUCCUUGACCAGAUAUCUAACAAAGCGGUCUUAUAAUAAUAACAGGAGAGCUGGUGGUGGCUUAUUUGUUUCCUUCAUUCUAUUUAUUGUACUUUUAGUUAUAAGCCUGUUGGAAUUACUGGUUGAAGAGUUAAAUAGUUACUGCUUAGUGUACAAUGCCUUAUUUGGUACUAAAUUUAGUCACUCCAUGAAGCAUGCAUUCCAUGAGUUUAAAAAGUACGUUGUAAGUUGCUAUUUAAAUAUGGCUAGUAUAUGCAUUAUACCCAUGAUGGUAUUUGCGUCUUCGGCUAUGGUAUAUAAUAUGCAUUAUAUAACCAGAUUAUUUAGUGUAUAUAGCCUGCAUGCACAGAAUUACAAUGGUCUUGGUCUAGUAUGGGGAAUAUAUGCAGUGGCAUUAGGUGGGUCACUGAUGACUGUGCCCAUGGUACGUGGUAUACUAAUUGCAGUGUACUUUAUACAGCACGCAGACACAGAAUUAGUCGAGAAGGCAUACCCUAAGUAUAUUAUAAAAGAAGGGGCAGUGUUUUAG